Molecule: messenger RNA, 939 nt
Organism: Capsicum annuum
Lineage: Eukaryota; Viridiplantae; Streptophyta; Magnoliopsida; Solanales; Solanaceae
Exons: 2
Coding region: 1-939 (312 amino acids)
Source: RefSeq, a predicted model, not a curated record
AUGAAAGCCAUUCUUGGAUCUCAAGUUGCUUGGGACAUUGCAGACAAAGGAUAUACGAAACCCACCAUUGAGGAGACUCUGUCUCAAAAUGAAAAAGAUGUCUUGAUUAAGACAAGGAAGAAAGAUCAACAGGCCCUCACUCUCAUCCACCAAUGUCUGGAUGAUGGCAUGUUUGAGAAGGUGACUGAUGCAACCACCUCGAAGAAAGUUUGGGAGAUUUUACAAAAUUCUUUCCAAGGAGUUGAUAAGGUGAAGAAGGUAAAACUUCAAACUCUAAGGGCUGAUUUUGAAGUUUUAAAAAUAAAAGAAUCCAAAUCUAUUUUGGAUUUCUGGUCAAGAGUGAUGGCUGUUGUGAAUCAACUAAGAAGGUACCGGGAGGAAGUAGAUGAUGCAUCCUUCAAAGAUUUUGGAGGUGAAAAAAGUUACAGAGGAAAUAGACAAUGGAGAGGCCGUGGCUGCCAUGAAGGUCGUGGAAGAGAAAGGAGUUAUAUCAAUAAAUUCAACAAUGAAGAUAAAAACCACCAAAUAUUCAGAGGUCGUGGUCGUGGACAACGAAGAGGGAGAGAACGUGGAGCUUAUCAAGGUACCAAUGAAAUAAGGUAUGACAAAUCUAAAAUUGAGUGCUACAACUAUCAUAAAUUUGGAUAUUACUCUUGGAAAUGUUGUAGUAAUGUUGAAGAAAAAGCUAACCUUGUUGACAACAACAAAGACGAAGACGAGUCAACAUUGUUAAUGACACUCACAAAAGAUGAUACAGAUGAUUACAAUUCAUGGAAUCUUGAUAAUGAAGCAAGCACUCAUAUGUGUGGAUACGAAGCCAAGUUUGUGGAGAUCAAGAAGACGACGAGAGGUAAUGUAUCUUUUGGAGAUACCUCAAAGAUUCAAUUUGAAGAAAUAGGUAUGAUUUUGAUUCCUGUAAAAAUGGUGAUCACAAAUUGA